Molecule: messenger RNA, 1797 nt
Organism: Mya arenaria
Lineage: Eukaryota; Metazoa; Mollusca; Bivalvia; Myida; Myidae
Product: heat shock 70 kDa protein 12A-like
Exons: 9
Coding region: 1-1797 (598 amino acids)
Molecular function (GO): ATP binding; ATP-dependent protein folding chaperone
Source: RefSeq, a predicted model, not a curated record
AUGGUUAGAGUUACCAUGUUCUGUAACGUGCACAAAGUUGUGGCACACACCCCUCCCCAAUCCCUGUUUAAUCCGAAGCAUCUUUUAGUGGCAGCCAUUGACUUCGGGACAACGUAUUCAAGUUGGGCGUUCUCGUUUAGGUUUGACUAUGAUAGCGACCCAACUAAAGUCUCCGCAAAACAGUGGCAAGGACACGAGUCUACAAAGGGCCCUACUUGUGUUCUGAUCAAACCUGAUGGGAAAACAUUACAUUCGUUCGGUUUUGAUGCGGAAGCCAAAUACGCAGAACUUAUUGAAGAAGACGAAAAUAAAGACUGGUUCUUCUUUAGAAGGUUUAAAAUGAUGUUAUGGAAACAGAAACUCAAUCGCAAUUCGUUGUUGGAAGAUGAAAAUGGUCGGAAAUUAUUGGCAAUGACCGUUUUUGCGUUGUCAAUAAAGUAUCUGAAGGAAGACCUAUGGGUUGUUUCUAAUGACCGAAUAGCGGACGCCGUGUUACCAAACGAAAUACACUGGGUUUUGACAGUACCUGCAAUUUGGAACAAUGCAGCAAAACAGUUCAUGCGGGAAGCUGCAGAAGAGGCGGGAAUAGAAUCGGAUAUGCUCACCAUUGCACUUGAGCCGGAAGCUGCUUCCCUUUUUUGUCGUCAUCUUCCGGUUGAAAAGAGUGGGGAUCAGUUCUCCCUGGCUUCACUGCGAGCUGGAAGACAGUACCUUGUACUUGAUGCCGGAGGAGGAACUGUCGACAUAACGGUGCACGAAAUUACGGCAUCUGGUGGCGUCAAAGAACUGUACAAGGCGAGUGGUGGUGCUUGGGGUGGGACAAAAGUAGAUGAUUCCUUUGAAGAGUUCUUAGUUUGUUUGACAGAUAAAUGUGUCGUCAAAAAAUUCAAAGAACAUCACUUAGAUGAUUAUACAGAACUUCUUAGACGGUUCGAGGUUAAGAAGAGAGAAAUUGAUCCCGACAUGGAUACAAAACUCGUCAUGAGCAUCCCACUUGCCUUUUUAACAACUGUAAAGAAAGGACUACACAAAGACUUUAAUAAAGCAGUCAAGAAGACAUCUUAUUCGAAUUCGGUGACCUUGUCUGGAGAUAAACUGAAAAUCGACGCCACAGUUGCUCGAAGCUUUUUUAAAGAAUCCAUCGAUAGCACGAUAGAACAUGUCAAAGAUAUUUUGGGAAAACGUGAAAACUGUGGCGUGGAAGCCAUUUUAAUGGUUGGCGGGUUUUCUGAGUCGAAAAUGCUCAACAAGGCAGUUAAACAAACUUUUCCUGGAUUAAAGUUGAUCGUCCCUGAUGAGGCUGGUCUGGCAAUUCUCAAGGGAGCCGUGAUGUUUGGACAUGAUCCCAGAGGAAUUACCGAGCGAAUAAGCAAAUAUACGUAUGGCAUUUUAACUCAUCCUGCUUUUGACUCUACCAAACAUCCAGAAUCAGCAAUAUUCACUGACAUUGAUGGAAUAGAUAAAUGUCAAUACUUCUUUGAUAAACAUGUACUAGCCGGACAGUCGCUGAGAGUCGGAGAGGCCCAGUCUGAAGAAACAUACGUCACAAGACCAAGCCACACGUCAACUGUGCUAAUUGAGGUAUUUGCAACCGAAAAUAAAUUUCCAGUUCUUGUGACUGAUCCUGGAUGCAGACAAGUUGGAAAAUAUACCCUCGAAAUGGCUGGAACCGGAGGCGGGCGACCUAUCUUAGUAAGGAUGAUAUUUGGUGGCACGGAAAUAGACGUCGAGUGCACCGAGAAAGCAACUGGAAAUGUAUCGCAUAUAAAGAUUGACUUUUUGUCAUAUAUAUGUUAG